Messenger RNA from Seminavis robusta, 1262 nucleotides. NCBI's taxonomy places the organism in Eukaryota, Bacillariophyta, Bacillariophyceae, Naviculales, Naviculaceae. The record is from the annotation of a GenBank genome assembly.
AUGUUUGGAAACAGUGAGCUGAUAUGCUUUCGUCAGAAUGACGAGGACAAGAUUGUCCUGACAAAAGAGUUGCUUCCCAAGUUGGUCAGCUUCUAUCACAAGUCCAUGGCACAUGUCGAAGGCAUGGAUCGUUUAGAACAAACGAUCAAGACACAUUUCUAUCAUAGAGGUAUUCGCGACGAAGUCCGAAAACAAAUUGAGCAGUGCGAAGCAUGUGCAAAGAACAAACGAGCACGACGUGCUUAUGGAGAAUCUGCUCCACGUGAUGCUACGGCGGUGCCCUGGCAAGAAGUCCAUUGUGACACAAUCGGUCCAUGGACGAUUGCCUUCCGUGACGCUAGCGAAACCCCUCCCAAUGCUGACUUGAUGGCCAUGAUUAAGGAACAGAUCGAAGCCUUCAACGCCAAGAACAAUAAGGAGCCCGAGGAGGAGCGUUGGGUGCAGGGCCCAUUGAUUCCCAUGCCAGUUCUUGCUGAGGGCCACACUGGAAACGAAAAACUCUGCCAAACAAUGAAUUUGCUCUGUAGUUUCACUCUACAGAAGGGGCAGAGUGAACUCCCAGAGUUUUGGCUAAGUAAUGAGUUCGAACAGGCCGCAGAAUGUAUGUGACCCGAGUUGGCAUGACAGGGAUGGCAGGCGCAUGAUUCGAUCCUUGCACAGACCAGGUAUACUACUAUCUAUAUAUGUAUACCUAUAUAUAUUUAUAACCACAGGUUAACCGUCCUAGAAGAGGAGUUGUCACAUUCACAAAGUACACGAAAAGAAAACAAUUACGCCCUCAUGCAAACCAAAAAACAGUCAAGGCUGCACUGACAAAAGACAUAUGGGUAUGCACGAAAGAAGGCAACAAAGAAGAACACAUGUUAUCUUAUACGUUAAUUUUUCAGGUCUAGAAUAGUACCUAAAACCUUCCACCUCGAAUCCUCCUGGCUAGCCGGAUAUCUUUUGGCAUGAUGGUGAUUCUCUUGGCAUGGAUAGCACAAAGGUUGGAACAUUGGAACAUGUCCACAAGAUGGGCUUCUGAUGCUUGCUGGAGAGCUUCCAUUGCAGACCCUUGGAACCUGAUGUCUUUUCUAAUAUCAGAAGCUAUGUCUCGAACAAGACGCUGAAAGGGCAGUCUCCUGAUUAGGAGAUCGGUUGACUUCUGGUACCUUCGAAUUUCUCUGAGAGCCACAGUUCCUGGGCGAUAGCGCUGUCGCUUUUUGACACACACCUUCAAUGGAGGAGGGACCUUCCUGGCGGCCCGCCUUGCUAGCGCCUUC